Sus scrofa (pig) is the source of this 3110-nucleotide messenger RNA. It is a transcript of the gene H1-6, whose product is annotated as H1.6 linker histone, cluster member. Gene Ontology annotation, cellular component: nucleosome. Lineage: Eukaryota; Metazoa; Chordata; Mammalia; Artiodactyla; Suidae. Gene Ontology annotation, biological process: nucleosome assembly. Gene Ontology annotation, molecular function: DNA binding; structural constituent of chromatin. The record is from RefSeq and is a predicted model, not a curated record.
AAGGCAACACCGGAUCCCAAACCCACUGAGCAAGGCUAGGGGUCAAAUCCGCAUAGUCAUGGCUACUAGUCGGAUUGGUUUCCGCUGUGCCACAACAGGAACGCUGAGAGAAGUAGUUUUAAUCACAAGAAACCCACAUGUCUGUAGCUCAUUGUUUAUUAGAUUGUUUGCUCCAAUAAGUUCAUGCUGUUAAGUUUUUAGGCAAUUCUAAAAGCAUCUUCUAAGUCUUCAGUGAGACAUCUAAGAUAUGUGUUACUUCCCUCAUAUACCUAAAUAAUUUUCAAUAAAAAUCAGAGCGUGAAUACUUUCUUUUCUCCACUGAUUGGAAGCCAACCAUUUGGAAAAGCACUCAAGACAGAUAAGAUAAAUUUCUGGUUAAAAAUUACUUUUAUAUUUACAAGGAAAAUGAGAAGUUUUGUUCUUCUCUAUGAAUUUUGCUGAAGUUUGAGAGCUUUAUUGAAAAGUAUUGGCAUGCAGAGUCAUUUUCCAUUAAAAGAUGAAAGGGUAUCUGAAAUCUGUAUCUCUACGGUUUAAUCUGCAGUGAAACCAGGGCGAUUCCAAGCAGAAGAUUUUUGCUGGAUUCAAUUUUUGGGUAUGAAACAAACACAGACGCUCCUCCUCCAAGGGGCGGGGGCGGUGCCUCAGUGAUGCACCAAUCACAGCGCGCCCUGCCCUAUAUAAGGCCCUGAAGCCCCGCGGCAUUUUACGCUUCUUGUUGGGUGGUACCACCUACUUUCCUCUGUGACAAUGGCCGAGACAGCUCCUGCUGCUCCAGCCGAUUCGGUUCCUGCUUCCGUGGAGAAACCUCCAGCUAAGAAGCGGGGCAAGAAGCCGGUUGGCUUGACCGGUACAAGUCGGAAGGCUCCUAGCGCUUCAGUGUCCAAGUUGAUAACCGAGGCCCUUUCGGUUUCUCAGGAGAGAGCUGGCAUGUCCCUGGCAGCGUUGAAGAAGGCCCUGGCAGCUGCUGGCUACGAUGUGGAGAAGAACAAUAGCCGUAUAAAGCUGGGUCUCAAGAGUCUGGUGGGCAAGGGGAUCCUGGUGCAGACCAGGGGCACCGGUGCAUCAGGCUCUUUCAAACUCAGCAAGAAAGCCGCUCCUGAGCCCAGAAAGGGCAAGGUCAAAAAGCCAGCUUCUGCGAAGACCAAGAAGCUGGUCUUAUCCAGAGACUCCAAGUCUCCCAAGAGCGCCAAGGCUAAUAAGAGAGCUAAGAAGUCGAGAACAACCGCAGCUCAGAAAGCUGCUAGGAGCGGCCGGAAGACCAAAGAAGCCAAGGUGAAGCAACAACGGAAAAGCCCAGCGAAGGCCAGAGCAGCGAAGCCCAAGGCUGGGAAUCCUAAAUUAACCCAGCAGAAAACUAAUCCUAGGAAAGCAACAAACAGGAAGUAAAAUUUCUGAGAAGACCAGUUUUCGUAGAACCCAAAGGCUCUUUUAAGAGCCACACAAAUGAUCUUAAGAGGGUGUAACACUGGAAGUUUCCGUCAGUCUGCAAGAAAGUCUGGUCAGCCAAGUCACUUGCUAGGCGAAUUCGUUGAUGAGAUAAAUCUCUUGUUAGACACAGUUUCUGAAGAGCUUUAAAUUCUUUACUAUGCAGAUAGCCCAAAUCCAGGAAGGUUGUACAACUUAAAAUAGGGCAGGUUUCUUGUAUGUGAAUUCUUAAAUACUUCGAAAGAAAGUGCUGUACUAGAUUUUAAGUCUAGGAAGACGUGGAGGUCAGCUCUGUGCCUAAGUUUUUUUUUUUUUUUUCUUCAAAUUGUGCUACUCGUGUAUGUACCUGAAUGGGUCAUUCUAGAUAAAAGUAAAAUUUCCGAAUUCCCUGUGCACAGAUUUCACAGGGACAUGGAAAUCGAAGUGUCUGAAUUUGGAUUAAUGGCAAAAAUUUCACUUGCUGGAUCUUAAGAUUUAUGAAUGAUUGUGCAAGUGUUAGAUAUUUUACUGAAAUACCGUUCAUUACUUUGAAAGUAGUUACCAGAUUAUAUACGUGUGUAUAUAUGGUACAUACAUUGUUACCUCAAAAAUCGGGUUGUUUUAAUAAGAUUAGUCUAAUAUUCUAAAUUUAUGAAGACAACUAAUGGAAAAAAUAAAAAUCAUAAUUUAUGAAGACUGAUAAGUUUAAGAUUGUGCUAUACAGGCGGAAAAAUGUUAACCAUAAAUAUGGAGACGUUGGAGGCAAGUGAUGUGAUGGUGUGAGGUGUGAUAUGAUGGUGUGAUCGAAGUGAAACUCACAAAUCCGCUUGUACUAGGGUCCAAGUUAAAGCAUCUUUUCCCACUUUAAACAGUAUUAACUUAUUUUCACUUAGUGAUUUAGCAUUCUUAAAUAUCUUAAAUUUAUAAUCUUAUUUUGGGUCUCGGUAUUUGGGGUGACUUUGAACAAAGCCCAAUACAAAACUAAGUAAUGCAGUCUCAAACAGAAACAUGUUCUAACUGUAGCACUUUCAUUGUCUGAAUUCAUUUGUAUACUUAGGUCUCUAAAGAAAAAUUGCGUUAUACUUGGAAAAUGACUAAAUAAAAUGGCUUUAUGUAGAAUCAGCCACAGCCGUGCUUUGGAUAAGGUGGCCAGUUUUUCCCUUUCAGGAUUGGGUUGGGAUAGUGCAGGAAAACUCUUCAGUUGCCAGGCAAGGCAGUGAGCUCCUUCUCUAUGCACAGCAGUGGAAUGACGCCAGUCAUCACAAAGGGAUGAUGGCUUCACCCCGCCCAGACGACUGACGGUCUCCUCUAACACCCUAACGUGUGUAGAACCGGUUUGUUCACUGUACGCCUUUGCCCCUCGAGCCCUGCAGCGUCUGACAUACAAGGGUUAGAAAGUUAACCAAUCAAGGUUUACCCUUAAGUUCCGGGUAACCACUAUGAAACCUCGUUUUGGCCAAUGGGAAAAUAGCCCUAGAACACCACACUCCACAAUUUAACAGAGGUUUCUUCACCACCCGAAAAUCGUCCAAUGAGAGCUUGUUCCCCGGGAGUCUUCAUUUACAUAGCUGUGUAUUUUGCGGACCAAUAGUGAAUCUUUGUGCCAUGGAUACCUCCAGCCCUUCAAAGGCUGAAGGAGCAUUCUUUGAAUGUUUAAAAAUGCAUUAAAAUACCUUUCUUCGUCUCAUUGCUUUCACAACGAUUUU